Pygocentrus nattereri (red-bellied piranha) is the source of this 2553-nucleotide messenger RNA. RefSeq names its product phosphatidylinositol-5-phosphate 4-kinase, type II, gamma a (gene pip4k2ca). Lineage: Eukaryota; Metazoa; Chordata; Actinopteri; Characiformes; Serrasalmidae. Gene Ontology annotation, biological process: phosphatidylinositol metabolic process. The transcript is spliced from 10 exons. The record is from RefSeq and is a predicted model, not a curated record. Gene Ontology annotation, molecular function: phosphatidylinositol kinase activity. Bases 515 to 1753 code for a protein of 412 amino acids.
CUAUGUGUGCUCCAAAAGUUACAAUUAUGUGCAGGAACCAGGGCAGGAGAACAUAAAGGCAACGACGAAGAGCGGUCGCCGCAUGCUGCUCGCCCACUCGACCUUUGACUGACAGCUGAGGCACCAGCCGGGAAAUUCGAGUCAGUUUACCGAACCGAUUCUGGCUAACUGUUCGUCUCGGUGAAUCGAACGUCCGAUUCACUGAUUCCUUGAUUCAAAGCCGUCAAUUUUGGCCACAUCUUCAUAUACACUGGUAUUCGGACCGGUCAGAGUCUAAUGUGUACAACGAUUGGACCAAGUCAACUUCUCAUCCCCUCCAGAUAUGAUAAUGCUCGAUUCAGAGCAGACAAAAAGGUCGAUUCAGUUUGACUUGAGAAUCGGCUCAUUCGGUUUAAUUAAACGAAUCGAUUCAAAGGGAUUCGAUUCCUUCUGCUAGCAGGAGAAGGAAAAGCAGCGACAGCCGAGAGAAACGGGCUGCUACAGCUUUCUCACAGCCAGCCAGGCGGGCAGCCGCAUGAUGGCCUCUCACAGCAGUACCGGCCCUAUGGUCAUGCUGGCCCCCAAAACCAAGACCAAAAAGAAGCAUUUUGUCCAGCAGAAGGUGAAAGUCUUCCGGGCCAGCGACCCGGUGCUCAGCGUCUUUAUGUGGGGUGUGAAUCAUUCGAUAAAUGACCUAAACCAAGUUCCAGUUCCAGUCAUGCUUCUCCCAGAUGACUUUAAAGCCAACACCAAAAUCAAAGUCAACAACCAUCUCUUCAACAAGGAGAAUCUGCCUGGACAUUUUAAAUUCAAGGAAUACUGUCCUCAAGUCUUCAGGAACCUGCGAGAGCGAUUUGGCAUUGAAGAUCUGGACUACCAGGUGUCCCUCACCCGCAGUCCACCUGUGAAGGGGGAGGGGCAGGGCGAGGGUCUCUUCACUUCGUAUGACCGUACUCUAGUGAUCAAGCAGAUCUCCAGUGAGGAUGUAGCAGACAUGCACAGCAUCCUGUCUGAAUAUCACCAGCACAUAGUGAAGUGUCAUGGCAGCACACUUCUCCCCCAGUUUUUGGGCAUGUACCGCGUCAGUGUGGAGAGUGAGGACACCUACCUCAUCGUCAUGAGGAACAUGUUCAGCCACCGACUUGUCGUCCACAGGAAAUACGAUCUAAAGGGUUCCUUGGUAUCACGUGAGGCCAGUGAUAAAGAGAAGGUAAAAGAGUUACCGACCUUCAAGGACGUGGAUUUCAGGAACAACAUGCAAAAGGUGUACGUGACAGAGGAGCAGAAGGAAAAGAUCAUGGAGAAACUGAACAGAGAUGUGGAGUUCCUAGUGAAACUGAAGAUAAUGGACUACAGCCUGCUGCUGGGCAUCCAUGACGUGGGGCGGGCCGAACGUGAGGAAGAGGAGGGUGAGGAGCCCAGCUGUGAGGAUGAAGGAGAGUCAGAGAAUGGUCUCAAUCCAGCUCCGCAAGUGGGCUCCUUCGGCACGUCCCCCGAGGGCAUUGCAGGCUACAUGAACUCCUUCAAACCGCUGGGUCCUGGGGAGUUUGACCCGUAUGUGGAUGUGUAUGCUGUCAAAAGUGCUCCAGGAGCACCGCAGAGGGAAGUGUACUUCAUGGGCCUCAUUGACGUGUUGACGCAGUAUGAUACCAAGAAGAAAGCUGCACACGCUGCGAAGACUGUUAAACAUGGGGCCGGUGCAGAAAUAUCCACUGUUCAUCCAGAACAGUACGCCAAACGAUUCCGUGACUUCAUCUCCACUAUUUUUGCGUAGCAUCACCAGUGUACAGUCACUGGGGUGAAAAGGAUUCCUGCUGUAUCUUUCCAUGUUGCUCAGCUUGAGUAUCUCUCCAAUGGUUUUGUAUAUAUAUAUUUUACAAAAGCUGGCAUGAUUCCAUAAGCACACUAGAUAAGCAAGACAUUUUUAAGAUGAGCUCAAACAUUAUGAUCAAUGUGAUGUAAAUCAUGUGCAUAUUUAUUGGUGAAUAGGGUAAGAUGAGACUGAAAUCAUCUUGUAAUAUCUUGUAUCUCUCAUUGAGGGUAAAAAAAAGGGGACACUACUUAAUCUGCUCUUUCUCUGAAGAGAUGUGACUGAACCUGUAGCAGUUCCACAUUUUACACACUAAACCUCCUGUGUGAGCUUUUUGUCUCUCUCUCUUCUCCGGAGUGGAGGAGGGAAACUGCCUUAGCUUGUUAUUAUCAGUGUGAACAGAACAAACGCAUAGAAUUCCGCUGUACUCUGUAGCGCACUGCUUUUAGCAGCUUUGCUGUCUUUAAGCUGCACUAGAACAGUGAUUAACAUUCAGACUGGUUAUCCGCCUUUAGGUGUCUGGGGGGGGAUAAAAAAGCAAUAUUUUGAAUGUUGAAUAUUUGUACCAAUGCCUAGAGUACAGAGUCCCAACAUGUUUUCUAGCUAUUUUAUGCAAUUUAGCUUUAAGACUGAGAAGAGACAUUUUGUAGCUUAGAGAAUAGAGGCUGUUAAGCUCAAUUAGGAUCUCAUGCCUUAUUGUUGCAUUUUAUUUAUAUUGCAAAUCAGUGUUUGGACCAAAUAUAUUUUUCAAAGGUUUUCAGAAA